AACAUGUUCAGUUACAGCCGUCGUCUUCUGGGCUCGGGUCAACUGAGUGCGAUUGAGAACGGAAUAAAAUGACACUGGACCAUUGCAAAAACUGGUUUAUGAGGUUUGUAGCGAGAGCACGUUUCUAGGAGUUGUGUUUGAAACAGUGACGUAUUUUUUUAAUUUUACCAUCUGGUGUGGAUGUUCAACGAUUGUGUAACGUAGUUAUUGUUUAUGUAAUGAUUGUAUUGUGCAAUGAUUGUGUUAUGUAAUGAUUGUGCUGUGCAAUGAGUGUGUUAUCUAGCGGUGAUACAUGUCGUGUUUCGAUGAGGACAUGUAUUAUUCCAAGUAUUAUAAUGGCUUCCUCCGAUACCAAAUAAAGAAACUGUAUAAUGGCUUCCUCCGAUACCAAAUAACGAAACUAUAUAAUGGCUUCCUUCGACACCAAAUAAAGAAACUAUAUAAUGGCUUCCUCCGACACCAAAUAAAGAAACUAUAUAAUGGCUUCCUCCAACACCAUAAAAAUAAACUAGUCGCUUCAACCACGACUAGCAAAGUCAUUUCACGUAGGACUAGCACAUUCACUUCACACAUGACUAGCACAGUCACUUGACACAGGAUUAGCACAGUCAUUUCAUCCGGGACUAGCACAGUCACUUCAUACAGGACUAACACAGUCACUUCACACAGGACUAGCACAGUCACUUCACACUGGACUAGCACAGAGCCAUUGUUUUAGUUGUUCAAAUUUUAAAUUGUGUGUUUAGUCCCGACCCCGACACUCAUAUAUUUUGUUUAUUACAUUCUCUUUCACUUGGUCUGUUAAGCUCUUUUAUCACGCUGUUAAACUUUGUUAAAAAAUUAGGGACAUUAGUAUGUAAAGUUUGAAUGAAAAGGAAACUGAUACUAUAUAUAUAAAACACACCUUGAACUAGUAUCUAAUCUAUUUGACGGCGACACAUCAACGAAGGGGCUCUAUAGGUAUGGAGGUUCUUAUGUGGGAUAAAGUGGGUCACAUCGGUGGGUGCUGCGGGUCGCCAGGUGAACGUAGUCAACAUAUAAGUCGUAUUGUGUCAUGUUUGAAAUGUCCCGUAGCCAGGGCAGUCGCAAGGAAAAGUUGUGCCCGGGGCAGAGUCUGAAGCUAGGCCCCCCCCCCCUCUCCCCAAAAGAUAUAUUAAGACAUAUUUUGGCAACCUCUGAAGAUGGCACCCGGGGUGGGUGCCCCCUUCGCCAGGCAAUGCAUGUAACUUUUUCAACAGAGUUGCACACCAAACUGCGUACAAUUUUACUCAGUUCCCUUGCUUUGUAAUUGUAGGUUAAACUCUUAAACAUCAACAUAUAAGUCGUAUUGUGUCAUGUUUGAAAUGUCCCGUAGCCAGGGCAGUCGCAAGGAAAAGUUGUGCCCGGGGCAGAGUCUGAAGCUAGGCCCCCCCCCCUCUCCCCAAAAGAUAUAUUAAGACAUAUUUUGGCAACCUCUGAAGAUGGCACCCGGGGUGGGUGCCCCCUUCGCAAGGCAAUGCAUGUAACUUUUUCAACAGAGUUGCACACCAAACUGCGUACAAUUUUACUCAGUUCCCAUGCUUUGUAAUUGUAUGUUAAACUAUUAAACAUUGACUCGCUACUUUUAGAUUUAGUGAGACUGCGGGUUCAAUUCAGUUUUUUUUUUUAAAUAUUGAAAAGCAGGUGCAUUUAAAUUAUUUAUCGUUAAUUGUCUUUUUCUUCUUUCUUUUGCUGAAACAACACGUUUUCAAAUUAAUCAUUAAAAAUAAAAAAAAUAAAAAAUAAUUUGAUAAUUUGAUCUCUCCCCCCCCCCCCCCCCUUUUUUUUCUUUUUCAUUUUUUUCUUUCAAAAUAUUUUUACAAAAAAUAGUUUAUUGGAAGUAUUGCAUUUAUUUAUAAAUACAAAAAGAAUUCGUUUGUUUUAUUUGGAAACAAAUAUUUGAAUCGCAAGAUUUCUCUAUUUUUAGUAUUGCUACGUGACCUCGCCUUCUAACGUUAAAACAGUAGAAAUAUCAAAUUGAACAUGAACAUAAUGUCAUUUAUCAAAGUUUGUGUUUAUAAAAAUGAAAGGUUAAGUUACAUCUCAAGUUACAGGUUCUUACAGCCAUUUUUCUUAUUGCGCCUGCAGUUACUGCGCUACUGUUACAUUUAUAUUUAAACUAAAUAUUACAUGUCUGUAACGCGAGGCAGUAUCAGAUCAUUUGACAGUAUAGGAUCACUUGACAGUAUCAGAUCAUUUGACAGUAUCAGAUCACUUGACAGUAUAAGAUCACUUGACAGUAUCAUAUCAUUUGACAGUAUCAGAUCACUUGACAGUAUCAGAUCACUUGGCAGUAUCAGAUCAAUUGACAGUAUCAGAUCAUUUGACAGUACAAGAUCAUUUGACAGUACAAGAUCAUUUGACAGUACAAGAUCAUUUGACAGUAUCAGAUCAUUAGACAGUAUCAGAUCAUUAGACAGUACCAGAUCAUUAAACAGUAUCAGAUCAUUUGACAGUACCAGAUCAUUUGACAGUACAAGAUCAUUUUGAUGUUGACAAACUUUGCGUGAUACAAGUUUUUGAAAUGUCAUUAAUGUUGUAUCUUCCUAUGUCCAGUUCCCGGUGAGACCAACGGACUGCCUUGAAUGUUGAUUCGUAUUAGAGGCUGCUGGCUGAUUGAAUCAACGGCUCGUGCGAAAUCUGGAAUGUCUGCACAAUAUAUGACGUCCAACGACAAUCACCACACAGACUAUGAAAAAGUUUUAUAGGCCUACUGCACACUUCGUUUCAUAUUUAUAAUUAUGAAGAUUUAAAAAAAAAAACAAAUGUAAUCUACACUGUAAUCAUUUUUCAACGUUAAAAAUUAUCACUGUUUUUUUUUUUUUUAAAUAAAAAAGUUUUGCAUAUCUNUCUUCCUAUGUCCAGUUCCCGGUGAGACCAACGGACUGCCUUGAAUGUUGAUUCGUAUUAGAGGCUGCUGGCUGAUUGAAUCAACGGCUCGUGCGAAAUCUGGAAUGUCUGCACAAUAUAUGACGUCCAACGAAAAUCACCACACAGACUAUGAAAAAGUUUUAUAGGCCUACUGCACACUUCGUUUAAUAUUUAUAAUUAUGAAGAUUUAAAAAAAAAAACAAAUGUAAUCUACACUGUAAUCAUUUUUCAACGUUAAAAAUUAUCACUGUUUUUUUUUUUUUUAAAUAAAAAAGUUUUGCAUAUCUGAGCACGGAAAUGCUCGACCGAAUAAAUUAUAUUCUUUUUAAAAGCUAAAUUCAACUUGUGAACUGUUUGUGCGAUUAAAUUCCUGAUAUCCGGCAUAAGAACAUCGAUCUAACAACCUUCAAAGCUAAUUCUAUGUUCCAAAACCAAGUCUUACAUUUGACUCAUUCAAUUCCCAGAAAGAUGGCGAUGAAUAUCAUAGGGGUCAAAGUGUUUUCCGGUUGCCUCUUCUUUUUCCUGGCCAUCUUCUUUGGCUGGACGCCUUUCUGGUGUCUCAAGAGAUGCGUCAGCGACGCUCGUGGCAAGCGUCACAGAAUCCCCUUGGUGGAGUACCUCCAUUCCAUGGCGUCUGGGGUCCUUGUGGCCACGUGUUUGCUGAGUCUCCUCCCUGAGAGCUUAGAGACGGUGCGGGAAGUAUUGGCGUCCAGACUGAACAAACUGAACAAUCACCAACAUACCAACAACAACAAUCAGACGGGAACCAGUUCAGACAACGGCAUUGCCGACCAAGGUGUUUAUCCCUUAGCCGAACUUCUUUUGGCUUUCGGAUUUUUAUUUAUUUACAUGACCGAUACCGUGAUAAAAGCGUGGCAGACUUCCUCCAAGAGAAAAAUUCUCCAUUCGCCGGAUGAGACUGUGCUUUAUCAAAGAUCGGAUAGAGGCAAAAAUAAACAAGGGGAUAACUCAAGGGCGCACCGAUGGAUGAAGCCCAGGUUUUCUGUAGAUGAGAGCGAGUCUCCCGGUGCACAAGACGGAAGGGGCGAGUUCUUGCAGCUCAGCACUUCUUUGGAAGAAGACAGGUCGUCCGAGCAUUUUGAGACAGACCUCGGAGAUACGGACGUAAUGUUCUCGGAAGAAGACCACCCUUUAGCCCAGAAGGACAAAAUUGUGAUAAUCGGUGGCUCUGAUCAGCUGCGAUCAAUGGCGCUUGUUGCUGCCCUGUGCAUACACGGUUUUUUUGACGGUGUCAUGCUGGGACUCCAGACUUCAGAGUCUGUGAUACUUUCAUUGCUCUUCGCACUGUCUCUUCACAAAAGCUUCGUGGCUAUAGGCCUUUCGCUAACGUUAUUGAACAACUACAACGAAAACACCAAGUCCACGCGUAUUUUGCUCUACGUUUUUCUAUUCGCCGUCGUGGCGCCCGCUGGACUUGCCAUGAGCGCUGCCUUCGUUCACACGGCGUUCGACUCGGCGGAUAAAUCCGGAGAAGCCAGCAUCAUCCCGGGAUGCCUUCAAGCCUUCGCCGUGGGAACCUUCAUGUACGUCACCUUCACCGAGACGACGAGGCGUCACGGCAAGAGAUCCGUGCAGUCGGAGGUCAUGGGUCACGUGGCACUUCUGCUCGGUUUCGCUUUCAUGGCCGGGUUAAGAGGUGCUGUCGGGGGAGAGUGAUGUUACGUCGGAGGAGACGGUCGGUGCCUUAGAGGUUUUUGGUGUUGCCAUGGGUCAAUGGUCUGGUUGUUUUCUGGACGAUCGAGGUCAUGGGGGAGUUUGGGGUGACCUUGUGGGGCAAGAAGUUUUUCUUUUGGAUGUAAGGCCCACCCCGCUAGACGUGAAGAUCUGACCAACAAUUCAUUUUCCCCCUCCGGCUGAUGAUUAACAUUGCAUGAGCGAGAACACGUUUUGUAAACACAUAUUUGAUCCAUGGAACUCUUCUGGAUCCAGUGGCGUAGCGAGGGUGUUUGGCGCCCGGGGACAAGAUUCGCGCCCGGGGACAAGAUCCAUUUUUAGCGCCCCUUUUUCUUUUUUUUUCAACUCUCAAACCCAUUAUUUUCAUCAAUAAAAUAAUAUCAAAGCACAUUUUGGCGCCCCUAACUAGCUGGCGCCCGGGGACAUCUGUCCCCCCCCCUGCCCCCACCACGCUACGCCUCU
Messenger RNA from Lymnaea stagnalis (great pond snail), 5046 nucleotides. The record is from the annotation of a GenBank genome assembly. NCBI's taxonomy places the organism in Eukaryota, Metazoa, Mollusca, Gastropoda, Lymnaeidae.